Messenger RNA from Exophiala bonariae, 7545 nucleotides. RefSeq lists its product as uncharacterized. The transcript is spliced from 2 exons. The record is from RefSeq and is a predicted model, not a curated record. Gene Ontology annotation, biological process: negative regulation of macroautophagy; protein phosphorylation; TOR signaling. NCBI's taxonomy places the organism in Eukaryota, Fungi, Ascomycota, Eurotiomycetes, Chaetothyriales, Herpotrichiellaceae. Gene Ontology annotation, cellular component: TORC1 complex; nucleus; TORC2 complex. Gene Ontology annotation, molecular function: protein-containing complex binding; protein serine/threonine kinase activity; protein binding. Bases 1 to 7545 code for a protein of 2514 amino acids.
AUGGCGUUGCAAGCUCAGGCUCCAGAUCCAAGUGAGCGCAUAUUUGUCGAGUUGCGCAGCAAGAAUGAGGAGACCAAGAGCAAGGCUGCUACUGAGCUGAGGGAACUCAUCACCCUUCUUUCACGAGAAUGGCCUCCAGAACGUUUCAGCGCAUUUUACGAUAGAGUCACAAAUCGAAUCAGCAACCUCAUAGUUCAAGCACCCGAGUCCAGUGACAAAGUUGGAGGUAUCCUCGCCCUAGACCGUCUGAUCGACUGUGAAGCCGUCGAUGCUGCUCAGAAAGCCUCCAAAUAUUCAAACUAUCUCCGAGCAGCCCUGAAAAGCAAUGACUUCGUGGUUCUCGAUGCGGCAAGCCGUGCUCUUGGCCACCUGGCUCGACCUGGUGGUGCAUAUACUGCGGAGCUCGUUGAAGCUGAGAUGACAUCUGCCUUUGAAUGGCUACAGCCAGAGAACAAGCAGGAGAGUCGAAAACUGGCCGCAGUCCUCCUCAUCCGAGAAAUGGCCAAGAAUUCUCCAACCUUGGUCUACGGAUUCAUUCCUCAGAUCUUCGAGUUGAUUUGGAACGCCCUACGAGACCCAAAAGACCUCAUCCGGAGAAUAGCGGCACAGUCUGUCAGUGCUUGUUUUGGGGUGAUGGUGGCACGAGAUCCUCAGUUUCAGGCACACUGGUUUGCCAAAAUUUACUCCAAAGCACUCGAAGGCUUUCGUCCCAACACCACAGUUGAUGAAAUCCUGGGAUCUCUUCUCAUUCUUAUGGAACUCCUUCAGCAGGGAAAUAUGUUUAUGCAUGACUUUUAUCGGAAUGCUUGCGAAAUCGUACUCCGCUUGAAGGACCACAGAGACGCGAGAAUCAGAACGCAGGUUGUCCAGAUCAUUCCCGUGCUCGCCGAAUAUGCACCACUGGACUUCAUCAACAACUACCUUCAUAAAUUUAUGAUUUAUCUGCAGGCACAGCUCAAACGUGAAAAAGAACGAAACCAAGCCUUCAUUGCUAUAGGACAGAUUGCAAAGGCAGUUGGCAGUUCCAUCGCUCAGUACCUCGAUGGCAUUGUCCUCUACAUCCGCGAAUCGCUCAGUGCAAAAACGAAGAAUAGGGCGGCAGUGGAUGAAGGUCCCAUGUUCCGGUGCAUUAGUAUGCUUGCAGGAGCAGUGGGACAGACACUUAGCAAGUACAUGGAAGCACUUCUCGAUCCCAUCUUUGCCUGCGGGCUCACAGAACCAUUGGAAAAUGCACUCGAAGAUAUGGCGCAUAACAUCCCGCCUAUCAGAUCAACGAUACAGGACAAACUACUGGAUCUCCUAAGCUUGAUUCUCGUUCGCUCUCCAUACCGACCUCUUGGUUGUCCGCCGAACAGAAUCCCUCCUUUGCCUUCAUUUGCGAAAGAUUAUGGUGGCCUUCCAGCAGAGUACAAAGACUCCGAGAUCACCCUCGCUCUUAUGACACUUGGGAAAUUCGACUUUACAGGGCAUAUUCUCAAUGAAUUCGUCCGAGAUGUCACCCUGCGAUACGCGACGAAUGAAAAUCCAGACAUCCGCCGAGCUGCCUCUCUCACCUCUUGCCAACUAUUUAUGCAAGAUCCAAUCCUGCACCAGACCAGUAACAAUGCGAUCCAAGUGGUUGGAGAGGUUGUAGACAAGCUUUUGACUGUUGCCGUAGGGGACCCAGAUGCUGACAUUCGAACGACUGUACUCCGGGCUCUGGACAAGAAGUUCGACAAGCAUCUGGCAAGACCAGAGAACAUCCGCUGCCUUUUCUUGGCCGUGAAUGACGAGGUUUUUGCUGUCCGCGAGGCUGCUAUCGAAAUCAUAGGAAGAUUGACAACUGUGAACCCCGCAUACGUCUUUCCGCCAUUGCGGAAGCUUUUGGUCAACUUAUUGACAGGACUCGGUUAUUCGAACACCGCCAAGCAGAAAGAAGAGAGUGCACGUUUGAUCAGUUUGUUUGUUGCAAAUGCGACAUCGCUUGUCAAGACGUACGUGGAAGCUAUGGUCUCUGCACUCCUACCAAAAGCCACCGAUUCCAAUCCCGGCGUAGCCUCAACGACCAUCAGAGCACUCGGAGACCUCACUUCUGUUGGAGGGGAAGAAAUGGUGCAACAUAUUCCUGAACUGAUGCCCAUCAUUAUUGAUGCACUCCAAGAUCUCGCAUCUCAUGAUAAGCGAGAAUCAGCCAUGAGAACAUUGAGCUCCCUUGCUGUCAACUCACAAUACGUCAUUGAUCCUUAUAUCGAUUAUCCCGAGCUUCUAGGCAUAUUGAUCAAUUUAAUCAAGACAGAAGCCCACGAAGAGCUCCGAACUGAUGCUAUCAAAUUGGUUGGCGUUCUAGGAGCCCUUGAUCCUUACAAAUACCAACAACUGAGCGAGUCAGUGGCUGAAAAACAGAGCAAGGCAGAAGUUCAACCUGUAUCCGAUGUUGCUUUGAUCAUGCAAGGCCUGACCCCUUCCAAUGAAGAAUAUUAUCCGACCGUCGUCAUCAACACACUCAUGCAAACAAUUUUGGCCGAUCAUACUUUGGUUCAAUACCAUAGUGCUGUCAUUGACGCCGUUGUGACCAUAUUCAAAACUAUUGGUAUGAAAUGUGUUCCCUUCCUGGGUCAAAUCAUCCCUGGAUUCCUCGGCGUGAUCCGCAGCUCACAUCCUAGUCGGCUUGAGUCAUACUUCAAUCAGCUUGCUGUACUGGUGAAUAUUGUUCGCCAGCACAUCCGUGCAUUUCUGCCAGAAGUCAUCGCGGUGAUACGUGAGUUUUGGAAUGUUUCGAGACAAGUACAGUCCACCAUUCUAUCUUUGGUGGAAGCAAUUUCAAAGUCACUUGAAGGGGAAUUCAGAAGAUAUCUUGCAGGACUCCUGCCACUCAUGCUGGCAGUUAUCGAAAACGACACUGACCUUAGAAGGGAGUCGUCGAUUCGUAUCCUUCAUACUUUCCUCGUCUUUGGUGCGAGUGGGGAAGAAUACAUGCAUAUGAUUGUCCCAGCGAUUGUUGGUAUCUUGGAAAAUCCAGCGGCACCCACAAAUGCAAGAAGAGCUGCAAUUGACUCUUUAGGAAAGCUUUCAAGGACUGUCAAUGUUACAGACUUUGCAUCGCUAAUGGUUCACCCACUUGCGAAGAUCUUGUCCAGUCCUGAGAAAGUAUCUACCAAUUCUUCGGAACGAUCUUUGAAAACUGCUGCUCUUGAUUGCGUCUGUGCACUCAUCUAUCACCUUGGUCAAGAUUUCAUUCACUAUCUACCUCUGGUUGAACGAGCAACAAAGGCUGGACAAAUUAAUUCUGAGCGGUUUCAAAAACUCGUUGAAAACUUCAAGACUGGCAAAUCGUUACCUGUGGACUUCUACCCAGAGGAGCAAUAUGGAAUGUCAGCCGAGGACACCACAUACGCCAACAUCACAUCACAAAGACUUCCUGUCAACCAACAGCACCUGAAGAACGCAUGGGAUACUUCUCAGAAAUCCACCAAGGAAGAUUGGCAAGAAUGGAUGCGCAGAUUCAGUGUUGAACUAUUGAAAGAAUCUCCAUCACAUGCGCUACGUGCGUGCGCAAGCCUUGCUGGUGUCUAUCAGCCGCUGGCGAAAGACCUUUUCAAUUCGGCUUUUGUUUCAUGCUGGACGGAACUCUAUGACCAAUAUCAAGAAGAACUUAUCCGUUCUAUAGAGAAAGCACUCACCUCAACAGCCAUUCCUCCAGAUAUUCUACAAACCCUUCUCAACCUUGCAGAAUUCAUGGAGCAUGACGAUAAAUCCCUUCCCAUAGACAUCAGAACUCUGGGCAAAUACGCAGCCAAGUGCCACGCUUUUGCCAAAGCACUUCAUUACAAAGAACUCGAAUUCGAGCAAGAUCAGAACAGCCAUAGUGUGGAAGCUUUGAUAAGUAUCAACAACCAGCUACAGCAGUCUGAUGCAGCUAUCGGUAUCCUGCGCAGAGCACAACUCUUUGGUGAAGUCGAAUUAAAGGAGGCAUGGUUUGAGAAACUGCAGCGCUGGGAAGAAGCGUUGGCUGCGUACCAAAAACGCGAAAAGAUUGAACCUGACAAUUUCGACAUCAUCAUGGGGAAGAUGCGAUGUUUGCACGCCCUUGGUGAGUGGAAAAUGUUGUCUGAAAUUGCACAAGAGCAUUGGAAUAGUGCCAGUACCGACAACCGAAAGAACAUGUCUGCACUUGCCGCUGCCGCUGCUUGGGGUAGGGGUGAAUGGGACCUGAUGGAUAACUACAUCAGUGUUAUGAAAGAAAGUUCUCCAGACCGAGCAUUCUUUGGUGCUAUCUUGGCAAUUCAAAGGAAUAACUUUCAUGAAGCUCAUCACUUUAUUCUUCGAGCGCGGGAAGGCGUUAAUUCUGAGAUCACGACUACCAUUGGUGAGUCUUAUAACCGUGCUUACGGUGUGGUUGUCCGGACACAGAUGCUCGCUGAGCUUGAAGAAAUCAUAUCCUACAAGCAGAGCGAUGGUAUGACUGCAAGACAAAACUCCUUGAAAUUGUUAUGGAACAAAAGAUUGCUGGGUUGCCAAUCAAAUGUCGAAGUCUGGCAGCGAAUGCUUAAGGUCCGCGCUCUCGUGUUGACUCCAACAGACAAUCCAGAUAUCUGGAUCAAAUUCGCCAACCUAUGUCGGAAGUCAGAUCGAAUAGGACUCGCUGAACGAUCGCUGGCGUCCCUUGGAGGAGCAGGCGACUCUCCAGGUGAACCAGGCGGCGCACCUCCACCGGUCGCUUAUGCUCGGCUCAAGUUCAACUGGGCUACUGGGAGUCAGCAAUCUGCACUCUCUUUCUUGCGAGACUUCACGAUGCGGCUUGCGGAUGAUUUCCAGGUGAAUACUAGCUUGGCAUCUGGAAUCCAUAACGAAAGAAUGAAUUCAGCGAACAACGUGGAGAUGAAUGGACACGAACAAUUGAUACAGCGACGCAAGCACGAGGAAUUGGAUAAGUGUGCUAAACUCCUUGCCAAAUGCUACUUGAGACAAGGAGAGUGGCAAUCACAUCUUCUCCGAGGUGAUUGGACAAGUCCACGAGCGCAAGACGCCGUUCGUGAUAUCUUGAACUCAUACCAAGCAGCGACGCAAUAUAACGAAACUUGGUACAAGGCAUGGCAUGCAUAUGCAUUGGCCAACUUUGAAGUCGUCACAUCGAUGGCUCCCCAUACAGACCAGGAUAAGGUCAGAACUCUUCCAGAGCAUGCCAUUCAAAAUCAUGUUGUGCCUGCUGUUGGAGGCUUUUUCAGAUCCAUUGCAUUGUCGAAAACGAGCUCUUUGCAAGAUACUCUCCGCUUGUUGACUCUUUGGUUUGCCCAUGGUGGUCACGGUGAGGUCAAUCAAGCCGUGAUCGAAGGGUUUGCCUCUGUGAGCAUUGAUACAUGGUUAGAGGUCAUCCCUCAAUUGAUUGCUCGUAUCAAUCAACCGAAUCCGAGAGUCAGAGCUGCAGUACACCGACUACUAGCUGAGGUUGGCAAGGCACAUCCUCAAGCUCUAGUCUAUCCCUUGACUGUCGCUAUGAAAUCAUCGGUUGCUAGACGUGCGAACUCCGCGGCUCAAAUCAUGGACAGCAUGAGAGUCCACAGUCCGAAGUUAGUGGAGCAUGCAGAUCUUGUAAGCCAUGAACUGAUCAGAGUGGCUGUUUUGUGGCAUGAAUUAUGGCACGAGGGUCUUGAAGAGGCGUCACGCUUGUAUUUCGGUGAUCAAGACGUUGAAGGCAUGCUUGCUACAUUAGCACCUCUACAUGAACUCCUCGACCGUGGUGCCGAAACCUUACGAGAAGUCUCGUUUGCACAAGCGUUUGGACACGAUCUAGCAGAAGCUAGGGCCUUCUGCAACACCUUCCGUCGGUCCAAGGAGAUUGGCGAUCUGAAUCAAGCUUGGGAUCUUUAUUAUGCCGUUUUCCGGAAAAUUGCGCGCCAACUACCGCAAUUGAUGAGUCUCGAUCUGAAAUAUGUCUCGCCAAGACUCAAAGAUGCUCACGAUCUGGAUCUGGCCGUCCCCGGGACUUAUUUCUCUGGAAAGCCUAUCAUCAAGAUCAUCAGCUUCAAUCAUGUCCUUACUGUUGUGCCGUCGAAACAGCGGCCUCGUAAAAUGACGCUGAAAGGUUCCGAUGGAAUAGCUUACGAUUUCCUACUCAAGGGACAUGAAGACAUUCGUCAGGAUGAACGAGUCAUGCAACUAUUUGGCUUGGUCAACACUCUUCUGACCCAUGAUACCGAGUCGUUCAAACGUCAUCUGAACAUCCAGCGAUUCCCGGCGAUUCCACUUUCACAAAAUAGCGGUCUCUUGGGUUGGGUGCCCAAUUCAGACACGUUGCAUAACUUGGUGAAGGAGUAUCGCGAGUCGCGUCGCAUUUUACUCAACAUCGAGCACAGAAUUAUGCUUCAAAUGGCGCCUGAUUAUGACAACCUGACACUGAUGCAAAAGGUAGAGGUCUUUGGCUAUGCGAUGGACAAUACUACAGGAAAAGACCUGUAUCGUGUGCUCUGGCUCAAGUCGAAGAGCUCUGAAGCCUGGCUUGAUCGACGCACCAACUAUACCAGAUCACUUGCUGUCAUGAGCAUGGUUGGAUACAUUCUUGGUUUGGGUGAUCGCCAUCCAUCAAAUCUCAUGCUUGAUCGGAUAACGGGCAAGAUCAUCCACAUCGAUUUUGGCGACUGUUUCGAGGUUGCGAUGCACCGUGAGAAAUACCCCGAACGGGUGCCAUUCAGAUUAACCCGAAUGCUCACCUUCGCCAUGGAAGUUAGCAACAUCGAAGGCUCCUUCAGAAUCACAUGCGAAAACACCAUGCGUGUGAUCCGCGAGAAUAAAGAAUCUCUUCUCGCGGUCUUGGAAGCCUUCAUCCAUGAUCCUCUUCUCAACUGGCGUCUCAAUACUCGCGAAUCACCGCCCAGACCCCAUUUCCGCUCGGAACGCCGCCAGAGCAUUAUUGAUGUUCCUGGUGCACCAGCAGAUGAUUACGAUCGAAGUCCAAUGGAGGUCAAUAAUCCAUCAGCCCUCAUAGCCGGUGCUGCAGCACAAAGCCACGUUGGUGCACCACCUGGCCGCCGUCAUCGCCGAAGUAGCAUCCUCGACCCAGCCAUGGUGGGUGGACGCAGCAUCCUCGAAGCGGCGAAAGGUGGCGAGCAAAACACAGCAGCUCAAGAAGCAAAAGAAGUCCAAAACGCACGUGCCCUCCAAGUCCUCGCACGCAUCAAGGAGAAGUUGACUGGCCGCGACUUCAAGCCCUCGAGUCCUGGAUCCGCCAGCGCAGCCGUGACCGCCAACCUCCGCGCCGACCUUAAUGGGCUCGGCCUUGGAAUCGGCCUGGGUCAUAUGGAAUCCGGAUCGAAGAUUAAUGGUCACAACAAUUUGUCGUUGCAGCAGCAGGUUAGUGGCAGGAACGGAAAUGGAGGAACGUUCAAUGGUGUCGGAGAGGAUGGAGGCCUCCCGUCCAAAUCAACCUCGGUACCUGGCAGCGCCCCCGAAACAAUGCUAGCUGGCAUUGGUGGCCUUGGGGUCGCAGAGCAAGUCGAUCGCUUAAUUCUCGAGGCUAUCAACGUUGAGAAUCUCUGUCAACACUAUAUUGGUUGGUGUUCGUUCUGGUGA